Messenger RNA from Melitaea cinxia (Glanville fritillary), 1919 nucleotides. RefSeq names its product spondin-1-like. The record is from RefSeq and is a predicted model, not a curated record. The coding region runs from base 1 to 1749 and encodes 582 amino acids. The transcript is spliced from 10 exons. Gene Ontology annotation, cellular component: extracellular matrix. Lineage: Eukaryota; Metazoa; Arthropoda; Insecta; Lepidoptera; Nymphalidae. Gene Ontology annotation, biological process: cell adhesion.
AUGCCCAAAUUUUUUAAGUUUUUGCCCGAUCCACUAGCAGUAGAAAAAGACAUCCAUAGAAAGCAGGUUGUUACAAUGGACAAGAGGACGUCGACCGUUGAAAAACCUCCAGCCAGAAUUUUACAAUCCAAAAUAAGGGAUGGAAAAACCAGGUUCAUAAUCGUGCUAAUAUUUUUAAUAACGGCAUCUUUAACAUCGAGCCAGCCCGGCAAAUGCGAUCAGACGCCACCGCAAGCCACUGUACUUACACCCAGCGAAAAUAGAGGCAUUUAUAGUAUGACCAUUGACAUGAAGAGCAAGAAUAAAAAUAUUUAUCGAGCAGACCAGACCUAUGUUUUGGUACUAACUUCCAGUGAUAUUAAACGUCCAUUUAAGUGGUUCAUGAUAACUGUAGAGGAUCCAGAGGUGGACAACAGUAUAUACGAGUUUGAUCAUAGAUCAGUUGACGUCGGAAGUCUUAAGACAUUAGACACAAAUAGACAGUCGAGAUACAGUGAACGAUGUUACAACUCUGUGGAGAAUACAGAUAACUCUGACAAAUACAGGGUCGAGAUACACUGGGUAUCACCGAAACAAAGUGAUAAGAAACAAAGAGUAAGGUUGCGAGCCAUGGUUGCGGAAAAUGCUGAAGUAUGGUAUGUUGGAGAUGAUUUAACCGUUGAGUUAGAAAAGGAUACAACAAAGCCCUUGGAUAGUCCUCCUUUUCCACCGGUUGACUCCUGUAAUCUGUGCAGCGAGGCUCGAUAUGAGGUAAUAUUCAAAGGUCAUUGGUCAAGAAUGUCUCAUCCUAGAAACUAUCCUGUGAAGCCGGAUAAUAACGGUUAUAGCCACCUAGUAGGUGCCUCACACAGCUAUGAUUAUAUUCUUUGGCAAGAAGGUGAUGAAGCAAAACCUGGAUUAAGGACAUUAGCUGAGAAGGGUGAUAUUUCUGUAAUUGAAAGAGAAAUUAUAAAUGCAAUGUCUCUCACAAAUGGAACUCGAACGCUAAUUAGAGGUAAACGUCACGUCCAUCCAUACAUGUUCGAACCAUCCCAUUCUCUCUUCAGGGUGGACAGGACACAUCAUUUAUUUUCACUAGUAAUUGCGAUGAAGCCUUCCCCUGACUGGUUUUUGGGAGUUACAAGAUUUGAACUAUGUACAGAACUCGGUUGGUUGGAAGAGCAUGAAUUACCAUUGUACCCUUGGGAUGCCGGUACAUUGGAUGGUAUAUCGUAUGAGUCGGCAACGUCAACAACUCAGCCAACUGAAACCGUCGAUCGCGUGGCAGUGGGCUCAUUUGACAUGGAGUCCCCAUUUUAUCAGAUGAACCUAAACGAUUUAAAACCUUUCGCCUACCUACACGUGAGACGGCUAGAUGUUUAUCCCUUACUUGGAGAUGAUUGCGAGGAAGGUACCAAAAAGAACGAGGGUGUACAAGAACAAGAAGCUAUAUCAGAAAAUGCCGAGAAACCUAACGAUGAACCACAAGUACAGGCAAUGAAGCAAGACCCAAAUUUUCAGGAAGAUAAUUGUCCUCUAGGCGAAUGGAGUGAGUGGUCCCGAUGUGAACCAGAUUCCGGGCGUUGCGGUAUCGGGACACAAUUCCGUAGUCGUUACACGGAUGACGGAAAAGUUUACUUCGAAACCUACAAAGAUCAAGGAGCUUUUCAAGACGGCUAUAAAUCACGAGCGAAUAUGGCGGCAAUUUGUCGACAAGAACAAGAUGGCGCUCUGAUAGAGUCGCGAAAUUGUUUUGCGGAUUGCUCCUGAUAUAAUAAAUCAAAAUAUAAUUACAAUAAAUUAUCUCCUUCAAAUGCGCGUAAUAAAAAGUUAAUAUUCGAAUUUUUGAGCAAAAUUCUUGAAGAUUCAAGGAUUGCAUAUAAAAAAUGUAAAUUUACAUUGAUAAGUAGGUAGUGAAUAAAAUAAAUUUAUCAAACUAA